AUGACGUCACGGCGCGGUCUCGUCUUCCACCGGCAGAUCUCGCGAGAGCGGCCCCGAGGGGAUGGAGCCCGACGGGGUCAUCGAGGACGUCACGGCGCGGUCUCGUCUUCCACCGGCAGAUCUCGCGAGAGCGGCCCCGAGGGGAUGGAGCCCGACGGGGUCAUCGAGAGCAACUGGCACGAGGUCGUGGACAGCUUUGACGAGAUGAACCUGUCGGAGGCGCUGCUGAGGGGGAUCUACGCCUACGGCUUCGAGAAACCCUCGGCCAUCCAGCAGAGGGCGAUAUUACCCUGCAUCAAAGGUAAAAAACCAGUAUGUUAUGACGUCAUCGCGCAGGCGCAGUCGGGCACAGGUUAUGACGUCAUCGCGCAGGCGCAGUCGGGCACAGGUUAUGACGUCAUCGCGCAGGCGCAGUCGGGCACAGGUAAAACCUGUGACGUCACUCACCCGUCGCACACCUGUCCCCAGGUUAUGACGUCAUUGCGCAGUUGGGCACAGGUCAGACCUGUGACGUCACUCACCUGUCGCGUCGCACACCUGUCCCCAGGUUAUGACGUCAUCGCGCAGGCGCAGUCGGGCACAGGUUAUGACAUCAUCGCGCAGGCGCAGUCGGGCACAGGCAAAACCUGUGACGUCACUCACCUGUCGCACACCCGUCCCCAGGAGUGGAAGCUGGACACUCUGUGUGACCUCUACGAGACCCUGACCAUCACCCAGGCCGUGAUUUUCAUCAACACUCGCCGCAAAGUCGAUUGGCUGACGGAGAAAAUGCACGCCCGCGACUUCACCGUCUCGGCCAUGGUCAGUCCGCCCUUUCCGGGGCUUUUUUGGGGGCUCAGCAGGGAUUGGCUGACGGAGAAAAUGCACGCCCGCGACUUCACCGGCUCGGCCAUGGUCAGUCCGAUCGGCCGGGGGGGCCGUUUCGGCCGCAAGGGCGUGGCCAUUAACAUGGUGACCGAGGAGGACAAACGGACCCUGCGCGACAUCGAGACCUUUUACAACACGGCCAUCGAG
Sturnus vulgaris (Common starling) is the source of this 1014-nucleotide messenger RNA. The record is from RefSeq and is a predicted model, not a curated record. NCBI's taxonomy places the organism in Eukaryota, Metazoa, Chordata, Aves, Passeriformes, Sturnidae.